Messenger RNA from Vombatus ursinus (common wombat), 3860 nucleotides. It is a transcript of the gene ODF2L, whose product is annotated as outer dense fiber of sperm tails 2 like. Gene Ontology annotation, cellular component: centrosome; ciliary basal body. NCBI's taxonomy places the organism in Eukaryota, Metazoa, Chordata, Mammalia, Diprotodontia, Vombatidae. The record is from RefSeq and is a predicted model, not a curated record. The transcript is spliced from 17 exons. The coding region runs from base 163 to 2064 and encodes 633 amino acids. Gene Ontology annotation, biological process: negative regulation of cilium assembly.
UAACAUAGAGGAGCCGAGAGCCCGCCCCCUCCCGGGCCGAGCCAAUGAGCUAAGGCGGCUACUGGGUACAGCGGAAGAGGAGGGGCCUGGUGGUUGCCAAAGAAGCCGCUUCCCCUCGGUCACCAGCGACGUUUGGGUUCGUCCUACUUUAUCCGACUUUUUAUGAUUGGUGCACACAACAAUAGUGAGGUUCCUUCAACUUUUCUGCAGGAGGAAAAUAUUGGAGUGCCAUUACCUCUCUUUCAGCCUGACCAGGGUGAUCCAUCUCAUUCCAAAAAUCAAAGACAGGUAUUUUAUCCUGAUCCUUUUCAUUUUUUAGCUUGCCCAGAAAAGGAACUUCUAAAGUCAGCUCCAGAUUCUAUUAUUGGAUUUAUGGAUAAGUCAGAAAAACAGGAAAGUUAUUCUGAAGAAUUGUCAUCAUACCAUCCAAGUAAACCACAAGAAAAUAAUCAACGAUGGAGUACAAGUGAAAAUGAAGUGAACUGGCUGAAACAAGAUGCUCUAAAUGAACGGACUGAACUGGAGAGAAAACUUCAGGAAGCUGAGAUUGCAGCUAAUUCUGUAGUAUCACUGAUACCAUCAUUUAAAGACUUCCUUGCUGGGUUUAAUAGUGAAAGUGUGAGCAGUUCAAUUGACAUAUUGAAGGCCGAGUUAGCUGAUAAUGAACAUGAAAAUAAUGUUCUUAAAAAGAAAGUUCUGGAAAAGGAGAACUAUAUCCAGGAGCUUUCUUCUUUUAUUCAGAAAGAAAAAGCAAAUACCUUGAAAACAAGUCGGCUUUCACAUUCAGUGAAAUCAGUACAAUCUCGCCUACAGCUCCAGAUUCAAAAAAAAGAAGCUGAGAAUGAUCAGAUGAAAUCAUAUAUGAAGAGCUUAAAAGCUAAGAUAGCUGAGUGGAAACUACAAUUGAAAACAUAUGAGCAACAAAUUGUUACCCUGAAGCAAACAAAUGAGCAAAAGAAAAAAGCCCUGAAAAAAGCAUCUAAAGUUUGCAAAGAAAGAGCUGACUCUUUUACAGCAAAUAUUGAAGAUCUGACUUCUCAGAUUAGAGAUCGGGAAGCCAAAUUGUCUGAAGCACUUUCAGCUUCCCUUGCCUGGAAAAGUCAUUAUGAGAAAGCUGUAGAAGAAAAGACAGAUUUAGAGGUCCAGGUUGAGACUCUGAAAAAGAAAAUCAUAAAUCUUUUGGAAGAACAGCACAAGAAUGAAGAUCCUGGAAGAAACUCCAGUAAAGAUUUUCUUAGAAAACUUCACUCUAGUGAUUCAGAAAAUGAAAGCAUUCUUCUUGAGAAUGAAAAAUUAAAGAUCACACUUGCCAAUUUGGAGGAAAAAGUUAUUUCAAUUGAAAAUGAACGCUUGGAAUUACAAGAAGUGGAGAAAAAGCAGAAAGCCCUUGUUGAACUAUAUAAAUCUCAGGUACAAAAGUUACAAAAGGCAAUCGAAGAUGUGAAAAGCAGAUAUGAAAAACUAGUUUAUGAAAAAAAGCUAAUAACGCAAUCCAAAAAGUCAACAUUGGAGGAGGUGAGGGGCCAGAUGGAGUCGCAUUCGAAGGAGUUAGAACAUGUUCAUGGUUUACUGGAGGGGGCUGAGCUGAAGCUGCUGGACUGUCAGGAGAGACUCCUCUACUGCAAAGGGAAAUGCACAGACCAGUCCCAAACCAUCCAUGAGCUCCGCAGUCAGAUUGAGGACAAUCAGAACCUUUUGAAAACAUUCUCUUUGGAGGAGGAAAAUAGUCCCAAAUUGAAAUGUAAAAACCUUAAACACAAAUUAGAACAGAUGGAUGCAGAAAAUGAGAAGCUUGAAAGGAAGGUGGCGAGCCAAGAAGAGUACCUGAAGAAGAACAAAUUUAAACUUAAAGAGAAAUCUGCAGAGUACAAUGCCUUGGCCCGGCAGCUGGAAGUUGCCUUAGAAGAAGGAAAACAAAAGGUUUCAGAAGAAAUAGAGAAAAUGACAUCCAGAGAGCAGGCUUUACAAACAAAAAUAUUAGACCUCGAAAGUGAGCUUAGGAAAAAAAAUGAAGAGCAAAACCAGCUUGUGUGCAUAUUGAAUACUGAACCAGAGAAUCCAUGAAAUCCAUGACAGAAUUUUAGAGGUGGAAAGUACCCCAAUGGCUGUCUAGUCCAACCAAUACCCAGAAAGGAAUCUUCAACACAACGUGCCUGACAAGUGGUUAUCCAGCCUCUGCUUGAAGACUUCAAAUAGGGGAAUCCUACUGCCUCUAAUGGCAGCCCCAGCCUCUUUUGAAUGGCUCAAAUUGUUAGCUAGUCUUUUCUGACAUCAAAUCAAAAUUUACCUCUUUGCAACUCCUUCCCAUUGGUUCUGCCCUCUGGAGCUAACAAAAAUAAGUCUAUUUAUAGUAAUCCUUCAAACACUUGAAUACAUCUGUCAUAUUUCUCCUGUGACUUCUCCAGGCUAAACAUCCCAUUUCCUUCAACAGAUCCUUGUGGGGCUUGGAUUCCAGGCCCUUCACUAUCAUGGUUGCUCUCUCCGAGGCACUCUCCAACUUCUUAUUGUCCUUGCUACACCAUGAUGCCUAUGAUGGAAUGCAGUACUCCAGAUAUAGUCUGACCAGAGUACAAAAGGACCAUCCACUUCAUCAUUUCUAGAGAGUAUGCCUCUUAAAGCAAUCCAAGAUUGUAUUAUCUCCAUUGGCUGUCAAAUCAUACUGCUAACUCAUGUGGAGUUUGUAGUCCUCUUUAACUACCAGAUCUUUUUCAGACAAACUAUUCUCUAAAACCAUUCCUUCUCAUUUUGAAUACUUAUUUAAUUGAUUUUUUUUGAACGCAAGUGUAAGAUUUAAUUGCAUCUUAUUCACUUCAUGUCAAUUUUGUAGACUCCAAAGAUCUUGAUUCUGUCAUCCAAUGUGUUAGGAAUCUUUCCUAAGUCUACAUUAUCUGCAGAUUUGGUUAGCAUGUCUUUUAUGUCUUUGUCCAAGUCAUUGAUAAAAUGAAAGUGUUACAUAGCUUAGAGUCAGACACAGAACCCUGCAAUUAGAGAGACCUCCUUCUAAGUUGACAUGGAAUCAUGAAGGAAUAUUUUGGGGGUCUGGCCAUUCAGCCAGCUCUGAAUCCAUCUAAUUUUGUCAUCAUGUUGCCUACUACAUUCAGUCUUACUGACAAGAUCUUUGCUAAGAUCUAGGGAAAUAAUAUCUACAGUACGUAGUAGACACUUAAUAAAUGUUCAUUGAUUGAUUUCCAUGAUCUUCUGUUUUGCAACCCUGUGAGAAAAGAAAUAAUAGUCUGUUAUGACCUGUUCUUGAUGAAGACAUACUGGUUUUUGUAAUAACCAUUUCCUUUUCUAGAUAUCUACUAAACAUUUAUUUAAUGAUCUGUUCUCAAACUUUGCUAGGAAUAAAGUCAAAGCUCAUUGGCUUCCAGUUUGCAGACUCUAGUGUCUUACCUUUUUUUGAAAAUUGGGACAUUUGCCCUUCUCCAGUCCUGUGGUGUUCAGAUAUCAUUGGCAGUGCCUUCUUCACAGUCACAACUGAGGAUGUGGUCGAUCUGGGCCAUCUUCACUUGGCUUAUCUUAAAUAUCUACUCUUUGUUUUCCACUUUUGUUUGGUCAUUUAUUCCCCUAGGCCCAUCAAGCACCAAAUAACAAUUGGGCUGCUCCUUCUUCCUAUCUAACAUCAAGUGACAAUCUGAUCCUUUCCUUAAUUGUCCCUUCAAGGCCUUUUUGUCAUUGCCUUUUUCCUUAGCUCUUUUUUAUUCUGAAUCGUACCCAGUACUGGAAAAAUAAUAUUGCUCCUUCGCUUCCUCUUUCCUUCUAGAAUAAGAAGAUGAAAAACUGAAAAGUUCAAAAGUGAAAUGAUUUUCAGAAUUUUCCAUUAACUGAAUCAUCAAUAAAAAUGUUAAUAAUAUUUUUAU